Messenger RNA from Styela clava, 5715 nucleotides. RefSeq names its product ATP-dependent translocase ABCB1-like. The record is from RefSeq and is a predicted model, not a curated record. Gene Ontology annotation, cellular component: mitochondrial inner membrane. Lineage: Eukaryota; Metazoa; Chordata; Ascidiacea; Stolidobranchia; Styelidae. Gene Ontology annotation, molecular function: ATP binding; ABC-type oligopeptide transporter activity; ATP hydrolysis activity. Gene Ontology annotation, biological process: oligopeptide export from mitochondrion.
AUUGAUACAUAGACUUUUUUGUAGAUAUUCUUCUAAAAUUAACAUAAUUUCUAUAAAUAAAAAAUUGCACUGCAAAGUUUAAUGACAAUAUACCGUCAUGAAAUAUAAGGAUAACGUGGACGAAGAUCAAAUCCAAGUAAAGGUGGUUGGAAUGAAACAGAAUGGAGAUGAAUCACCCCCACCAAACUACGAAACUGCUACUUCAAAUGGGACACCAGUAACAAAAGAUGGAAAAACAGAAAGCAAAGACAUAAAAGAUGAUACUUCUGAAAUUGGAUAUUUUGGAAUUUUUCGGUUUGCUACUGGCAAGGACUACUUCUACAUUUUGAUCGGAACAAUAUCAGCUAUCAUCCAUGGAGCAUCUCUGCCGGUCAUGUUUAUAUUCUUUGGUGACAUGACCAAUAGUUUCGUCAGUUAUGGAAAAUAUGAACCGUGUGCUUUCAACUACACAUUAUGUGUUCAGCAAGGCGUGAUUGAUCCGAAUGUAACUACAUUUUUUGAAUUCGUACAAGAACUUGAGGAAUAUGGGACAGAAUUAAAUUCGGAAAUGGCACGAUAUUCACUUUACUAUGUAUAUCUGGCAAUAAUCAUAUUGGUUUUUGCCAGUAUUCAGGUGUACUUUUGGAUGCUUCAAGCUGUGAGACAAGUUCGUCAAAUUCGUAUCAAGUUUUUCCAGAGUAUAUUGCGUCAAGAUAUUGGUUUCUUUGAUUUGAAUUCAGUUGGAGAAUUGAACACAAGACUUGCUGAUGACAUUCAAAAAAUUCAAGAUGGAAUAAGCGACAAAGUAUCAAUCUCAAUUCAAAUGUUUGCAAGAGCUUUGGCCGGUCUUGUCAUUGGCUUCAUUUACAGUUGGAAGUUGGCUCUUGUUAUCCUUGCAGUUUCACCUUUACUAGGAAUUUCUGCUGCUAUGCUCUUCAAAAUCGCUACAGCUUUCACAAAGAAAGAAUUACAGGCAUAUGCACAGGCUGGUGCAGUGGCCGAGGAAGUUAUUUCUUCCAUAAGAACUGUUGUUGCUUUUGGAGGAGAGGAAAAAGAAUGUGAAAGAUAUGAUGAAAAUUUGAUUCCUGCUAAAGAAACUGGAAUACGAAAAGGCACAAUAUCUGGAUCUGGAAUUGGAGUCGUCAUGUUUAUUCUGUUCAGUACUUACGGUCUUGCUUUCUGGUACUGCAGCACAUUAAUAUUUGAUGGCGAAUUGAGCACUGGAAAUAUGUUGACUUGUUUCUUUGGAGUUCUUAUUGGAGCUUUUGCUCUUGGACAAUCUGGAAGCAACAUGGAGUAUUUUUCUGCUGCCACAGCUGCAGCAGGGAAAAUAUUUGAGAUAAUUGAUCGCGAACCGCCGAUUGAUUCAUUUUCAACAGAAGGUCAUAAACCACAACAAGUUAGCGGUCAAAUUGAGUUUAAAAAUGUUGACUUCACUUAUCCAUCGAGACCUGAUGUGCAGGUGUUGAAAGGAAUUUCAUUCAAAGCUGAGGUUGGAAAAACCAUCGCAUUGUGUGGUCAAAGUGGAUGUGGCAAAAGUACCUGUGUACAACUGAUACAAAGAUUUUAUGAUCCUCAGAAUGGAGUGAUCGAAUUUGAUGGUCAUGAUAUUAGAACAUUGAACACAAGAUGGCUGCGUGAAAAUAUUGGAGUUGUGUCACAAGAACCAAUUUUGUUUGAUACAACCAUUAGAGAAAAUAUCAAAUAUGGACGAGAUGGGGUUACAGAUCAAGAAGUGGAAGAAGCUGCAAAACAAGCAAAUGCUUAUGAUUUUAUCAUGAAGCUUCCAAACAAAUUCGAAACUCUAGUGGGAGAAGGAGGUGCACAAAUGAGUGGUGGACAAAAACAGCGUAUCGCAAUUGCCCGUGCCAUCGUUCGUAACCCUAAAAUUAUGCUGCUUGACGAGGCGACUUCUGCUCUGGAUACUGAAAGCGAAUCCAUAGUGCAGGCUGCUUUAGAGAAGGCAUCUCAAGGACGAACUACAAUCGUUAUUGCUCAUCGUUUAUCGACAAUCCGAAACUCUGACGUUAUCAUUGGAUUUAGUGAUGGAAAGGUGAUGGAACAAGGAAGCCACAAUGAAUUACUGAAAUUAGAAGAUGGAGUUUACCAAAACUUAGUCCACAUGCAAACAUACGGCACAGAAGAUGUUGAAAAGAAAGAAGAGAAGGAAACCGCUGAGAUAGACAAUUUACCAUUGCAAGACGAAAUCAAGUCAGCACCAAAACGUAGAAGUACGAAACGAAAACGUGUUUUGAGUGAAUCAAGUACAAAAUCAGGAGGAAAAGAUGAGGAAGUAGUGAUGGAUGAAGAAGAAGAAGAGGAAGAUUUACCUGAAGUUCCCUUUAGCAGAGUUGUAGCUCUCAACAAACCAGAACUUGGAUUUAUUAUAUCCGGAUGUUUUGCUGCGGCUGUCAAUGGAGGAAUUCAGCCGUGUUUUGCAAUUUUGUUUUCUGGCAUCCUUGGAAUAUUUGGAGAACCUGAUAAUAUAGAUCACCAGAAAGAUCAAGUUCGUUUAUAUGCUCUGCUGUUUGUUGCUAUUGGUGCAGCAGCAUUCAUCGCUAAUCUGAUACAGGCUGCCUCUUUCGCUAAAUCUGGAGAGGAAUUGACAAGUAGGUUACGUUCAAGAGGAUUCCGAGCAAUGCUGAGACAAGAUAUUGCAUAUUUUGAUGAUCAUCGCAACAGUACUGGUGCAUUGACUACAAGACUGGCAACAGAUGCUUCACGAGUGCAAGGAUGUACUGGAGUCCGAGCUGGAACUGUCAUCCAAAACAUAUGUGCUUUAGGUGUCGCCCUUGGAAUUGCUUUUGCUUAUGGAUGGCAACUAACAUUGAUCACAUUAUGUUUUGUUCCUUUCAUGAUCAUCGCCGGCUUCAUUAUGAUGAGAUUGCUUACUGGAAAGUCUGGAACAGAAUCAAAAGCUUAUGAAAAAGCUGGUUCCAUUGCUACGGAAGCUACAUUGAACAUAAGAACUGUUGCUUCUCUCACGAAAGAACAAUACAUGUUUGAUAAAUAUAAGGAGGCGUUGGUAUUCCCAUUCAGUAAAUCUCAACAAAAAGCCCUGUUCUAUGGUGUAUCUUUUGGAUUUUCUCAAUGUAUUGUUUUCUUCGCAUAUGCUGCAACAUUCAGAUAUGGUGCAUAUCUUGUUGAAGAAGGCGUCAUGUCAUUUGACAAUGUAUAUAAGGUACUCAUGGCUGUCAUCUUCGGAGCAUUUGCAGUUGGACAAACUUCUUCUUUUGCACCAGAUUACGCUCAAGCUAAAAUAUCUACUAACAGAUUGUUCAAACUUCUUGAUAGAGUUCCUGAAAUUGACAGUUACAGUCCAGAAGGGGAGACGCCGGAAUCAUCUCGUGGAAAGACUGCUAUUUACAAUGCGAAGUUUAAUUAUCCGACUCGUCCAGAUUUCCUUGUGUUAAAAGGUUUGUCUGUCGCAGUAGAACCAGGACAGACAAUUGCUUUGGUUGGGCAGUCUGGAUGUGGAAAAUCUACUUGUAUCCAACUGAUUGAACGUUUUUACGACCCAACAGAAGGACAAGUGCUGCUGGAUGACAAAGACAAUAAGUCUCUAAAUAUCUCGUGGUUGAGACGACAGAUGGGAAUCGUGUCUCAAGAACCAGUUUUGUUUGAUCGAUCGAUUGCUGAUAAUAUUCGAUAUGGAGAUAACACAUAUGUUGCAUCGAUGGAGGAAGUGGUUGCAGCAGCGAAAGCAGCAAAUAUCCAUAAUUUUAUUGAAACAUUACCAGAUGGAUACAAUACAUCCGUUGGAGAUAAAGGAACCCAGUUAUCAGGAGGACAAAAGCAAAGAGUUGCCAUUGCUAGAGCUUUACUUAGAAACCCCAAAGUUCUUCUUCUGGAUGAAGCUACUUCUGCUUUGGAUACAGAAAGUGAAAAAAUUGUGCAAGAUGCUUUGGAUGCAGCAAGACAAGGAAGAACAUGUAUUGUUAUUGCUCAUCGUUUAUCGACUGUGAAGAAUGCAGACAACAUCGCUGUGGUUGAAAACGGCACCAUUGUCGAAUUCGGAAAACAUGAUGAACUGUUAGCAUUGCAGGGCUCUUAUUUCAGUUUGGUGAAUGCGCAAUUGAAUGGUGCCCAGGAGACGUAGAAAACCUAAAGCAGAAAUUAAGAGCUGCAAAACUGCAUAUGACAGUAUGAGAAAAAUGAGCCAUACAUGACAAAAUGUUAAAGAUAUCUUGUAUGAUUAAUGACCAAUCAAACACUAAGUUUUACAUUUCAAAUUUUGUAAGUCAAAUGUCUAUGAAAACAGAUUGAGAUAAGCUGUACUUUUUAAGUCAAAUUAGAGCUGACAAUAGUCCUUGUGCCUAUGUACAUUAUUUGACUGGAGUUUUUGUACAAGUACGUGAGCUGUAGGUUGAUUGUGUUAAGUCUCAUUUCGGACCUCACUUUGGCUUUUGCUAUUUCACCAUCCUUUAUUAAUUUCCUAUUAAUUUUCUAUUGUAUUCAGCAUUUCCCGAAUGUUACUGACCUAUGGUAGUUUAUACCAGCUAUUUUUCAUCAUAAUGCAUUUGAAAUUAAUUUUCAAUACCUCUCUCCUCUUGCUACUCUCUCUUUUUCUCCCAUUAUGAUUGGUUGUGGAAACUUUGUUCCUUAUUUUGUAACCGCGUUCACGACUCUUUCUCAUAUUCAUAAACAUAUAAUUUGAAAUGUCAGGACUGAAUUGCUAUAAGAUUUAGUCGUGAAACAUUCAAAUACAACAAUAUUUAUUAUCUCUUCCAAAACGCAUUUAAAUGCUGAAUAUAAUUGAGUUGGUUUGCUUUAUUAUUUUAGUGGUCCAUUUUGCUUUUUUUCUCAUUGUAACAGUGUUGACAAUCGUAUUCGUAAUUCCUUAUCCAGUUAGCCUCAAAAACUUGAAUUGACAUAAAUGCAAUGCUCUUAGAUUUUUUCUUUAAUCUUAAUUUGUUGGUACGUGUUUCUACAGUAAAAUUUGUUGAUAUCGCUUUGUAGGUCUCAAUUAUUUAAUUCAAUCGUUCCAAGAUAGUUAUUGGAGCGUAAUUCAUUAUAUUGCCUUUAUUUGAUAAUUCUUAUACAUCACCAUAUUUUUUGUAAUUAUUUUUCUUAGCAUGAGCUAUUUGCUUGUGGAUUCACCCGACUGAUACCAUCAUUUUAAUAGAAUUGUUAGAUAAGCAAUAAUCUCCAAUUCAGUAUUAAGGUUUAAUCGCCGAAAUCUCAAUUGUGAUUCAUGAUCAAAAUCUGGGAAUCUGUCUUUUCAUUCUUUCACCAAGCAGACAAUUUUAACUACAUUCCCAUUGAAAUAAUCAAAUUUCAGCAAUUAUCAAGUUUAGUACUUUUUAUUUCAAGCUUAGACCCAAACACAGCAUCAUUGCGGCUUUUGUACAUAUUUCUUGUCCUGACUUGAAAUUUCUGAAUUCAAAUCUUUCAUUUUUGUAGCUGUUUUAGUGCUCUUCUACACUUUCUAGCUAGAUUAAAGUCUUGUAUUCACUGAGAAUUACAAAUGUUUGGUUAAAAAUUAUGAAUUAAGAAAAUUCUCAUUAGAAUCAGUGUUUUCUUAUGCUGAUUCAAAAUUCAUAACCUCAGUAUUUAGUGUAUAUUGAUGAAGCGUAUUUUGUGUUUUUCAACAAAAUACAGUGUAAAUUCUGAAAUUCUGGGUAUGGUUUGUUUCAUUUCAUUUCGUAUGCUGGUCUUAAAUUCAUAAACUCAGUAUCUUAGCAUAUAUUGUUAGAACGUAUUUUGGGGUUUUCAUUAAAAAUACAUUCACUUGAA